AUUUGUCUCUCAGCUGCCUCUAUUGCCUGCGCGAGUGUGUGAGAUUCUGUGUGUGUUUGUGGCCUUAGUCGCGCCCCUGUGCUUUGCAAACCAAUCUUCAAACAAGCAAACAUGGCGGAAAAGGCAGUGACUAUCCGUACCAGGAAGUUCAUGACCAACAGGCUUCUCUCCAGAAAACAAUUCGUCAUUGAUGUUCUUCAUCCAGGAAGACCCAAUGUUUCCAAGGCUGAGCUGAAGGAGAAGCUGUCAAAGAUGUAUGAAGUGAAAGACACAAAUGCAAUCUUCGUUUUCAAGUUCCGGACUCACUUUGGAGGUGGAAAAUCAACCGGUUUUGGUUUGAUUUAUGACUCUGUUGAGAAUGCCAAAAAAUACGAACCCAAGUACAGGCUCAUUAGGAAUGGACUUGAUACUAAGGUAGAGAAGUCAAGGAAGCAGAUGAAGGAAAGGAAGAACAGGGCCAAGAAGAUCCGUGGAGUAAAGAAGGUAAGCUGAUUUCUUAAAUUUGUUUGGUGCUUUCUUGAUGGUAAUCCACUUCUUACGUAUUUGUUUCUUCCAUUUGUGUUGCAGACAAAGUCUUCAGAUGCUGCCAAGGCAAAGAAGAAAUGAGUUUUUCGUGAUUCUUAUAGACCUGAUUUGCAGCAAUGGACUUUAUUUAAUAGCUCUAUUUUCUUGUUAGGUUUUCUCAAAAUGAAAUCUUUUGUUGUUAGCAUCGGUUUUGGUGUUUUCUGAUGUUUUGUUAUACUAUCAGAUUUUGAGUAUUAUGCAGAGGAUGAUUUUGAAAUUUUUGGCAA
Messenger RNA from Quercus robur (English oak), 791 nucleotides. Its product is annotated as 40S ribosomal protein S24-1. Gene Ontology annotation, molecular function: structural constituent of ribosome. The transcript is spliced from 4 exons. Gene Ontology annotation, biological process: translation. The coding region runs from base 112 to 492 and encodes 126 amino acids. Gene Ontology annotation, cellular component: ribosome. Lineage: Eukaryota; Viridiplantae; Streptophyta; Magnoliopsida; Fagales; Fagaceae. The record is from RefSeq and is a predicted model, not a curated record.